Penicillium subrubescens is the source of this 1446-nucleotide messenger RNA. RefSeq lists its product as uncharacterized. The record is from RefSeq and is a predicted model, not a curated record. Lineage: Eukaryota; Fungi; Ascomycota; Eurotiomycetes; Eurotiales; Aspergillaceae. The transcript is spliced from 3 exons. Bases 1 to 1446 code for a protein of 481 amino acids.
AUGUCGCAACGACGUCAAUACCCAACGCUACCCCGGGAAAGCACUCUCGCCAACCUUCCGGCCGAAUACCCCACGGACGCGCAAGACCAAAUCUCGCAGAUCCUCGCCACGUCCUCAAUCAACCGUCUCGUCGUGCUAGACGACGAUCCAACCGGCACCCAAACCUGCCACGACAUCUCCGUCCUCGCCGUAUGGGACAUUCCCACGCUAACAACCGAAUUCCAAACCAAUUCACCCGGCUUCUUCAUCCUAACAAACUCGCGUGCCCUCCCCCCACCAGAAGCCGAGACCCUCAUCCGAAGCAUAUGCGAGAAUGUCCUCGAGGCAGCAAAACAGACCGGUCAAAGAGUAGACAUCGUUCUACGCGGUGAUAGUACUUUGCGCGGUCAUUUCCCGCUGGAACCUGAUGUUGCGCAGUCCGUCUUUGGACCAGCUGAUGGACUCGUUCUGGCCCCGUUUUUUUUUCAGGGUGGUCGGUUUACGAUUGAUGAUGUGCAUUAUGUUGCGGAGGGAGAUAGUCUUGUUCCUGCUGGAGCGACGCCGUUCGCGCAGGAUGCUACGUUUGGGUAUAAGAGUUCGAAUUUGAGGGAUUAUGUGCAUGAGAAGGCUCCUGGGCGAUUUUCUGUGAAGCAAUUGCAUUCGGUUACGAUUGAGGAGAUUCGACUCGGGGGACCGCAGGUUGUUUGUGAGAGAUUACUUGCAACGCCUGUGGGUGGUGUGGUGAUUGUGAAUGCUGCGGCUGAAUCGGAUAUGCACGUCUUUGUUGCGGGGUUGUUACUCGCCGAAUCCAAAGGGAAACAUUUCCUCUACCGUACAGGUGCAGCCUUCGUAUCAACAAGACUAGGCAUUCGAUCCAAGGCUCCCAUCUCUGCCGCGGAACUGCAACUCCCAUCCCCUCGCCAGACAGGUGGUCUCAUCGUCGCGGGCUCAUAUGUCCCAAAGACCACAGCUCAAUUGAAGGUUCUCACAGACCGGCUAGGCGCGGCGGGUAAACUGGCCAUCAUCGAGAUCAAGGUCGAAGACCUCAUCGCGUCGCCCGAGACAGGGUCGGAAACCGUGAAACAGGUUGUUCGCGAAACGGAAUCUCAUCUUCUAGCUGGACAGGAUACAUUGGUUAUGACCAGUCGUAAGCUCAUUACCGGUGCGGAUGAGUUGUCGUCUUUGAAGAUUGGUUCUGUUGUUGCGGAGGCUCUUGUGAGUGUCUUGCAGCAGAUUGAGGUGCGGCCGAGAUAUAUCAUUGCAAAGGGCGGAAUUACUUCCUCUGAUGCUGCUACCAAGGGCUUAAAUGUCAAGCGCGCUACUAUUGUUGGUCAGGCCGCACCUGGUGUGCCGCUUUGGAGAUGUGAUGAGCCGACGUCUCGUCAUCGGGGAGUGCCGUUUGUGGUGUUCCCUGGUAAUGUGGGUGGAGAGACUACUCUUUGUGAAUUGGUGGAGGGGUGGUAUUAG